AUGGGUGACGGACAAAGCGAAAACCAGCCUUUACUAAGAGAUGAUGAGGAGAAUGUCAGCACUAUCUCACCAAUUGGACCUGAUGAGCUACCUCCGCCGUAUCAGCAAGCAGGUUUGCCGAUGGUCACUUGCCGGGUGUGUCAAGCUAUGAUUGAUAUAUCUGGCAAAAGAGAACAGCAUGUUGUAAAAUGUUCUGAAUGUAAUGAAGCUACGCCAAUUCGAAAUGCACCACCGGGUAAGAAGUAUGUGCGUUGCCCCUGCAACUGCUUGCUAAUCUGCAAGUCAUCGUCGCAGCGCAUCGCAUGCCCACGACCUGAUUGCAAGAGGAUUAUUAACCUUGCACCUUCCCCGGUAACUCCCCCGGUUACUUUGCCUGGCAUGUGCAGGGUUAUCUGUGUGCAUUGCCAAGACACGUUUUUGUAUCAACUGUCAAAAAAAGAUCCAGUACGAUGUCCUCAUUGCCGAAAGGUGUCUUCGGUAGGUGCAAGGAUGUCUGGAAAGGGUAUGAAAUUCGCUGUUCUCGCCUUAAUAGUGUUGGCCAUAUCUUUGGGCGUAACCUUCGGAACAUUAUCGGCGGCUAAGAGCCACGGUGGCGGAGUCUACGUCGCUUACGUUGGAGCGUUUGUCCUGGCCCUCCUUCUAGGCAGUCGCGCCAUCUAUUAUUUCGCUAUGAAAGUAAGCCACAUCGAAGGACCCAUGUAG
Messenger RNA from Leptosia nina, 702 nucleotides. Lineage: Eukaryota; Metazoa; Arthropoda; Insecta; Lepidoptera; Pieridae. The record is from the annotation of a GenBank genome assembly.